Molecule: messenger RNA, 591 nt
Organism: Saccharomyces kudriavzevii IFO 1802
Lineage: Eukaryota; Fungi; Ascomycota; Saccharomycetes; Saccharomycetales; Saccharomycetaceae
Gene: SMB1
Product: mRNA splicing protein SMB1
Exons: 1
Coding region: 1-591 (196 amino acids)
Biological process (GO): mRNA splicing, via spliceosome
Cellular component (GO): U5 snRNP; catalytic step 2 spliceosome; U1 snRNP
Molecular function (GO): RNA binding
Source: RefSeq, a predicted model, not a curated record
AUGAGUAGAGUACAGGUAGCACACGGCAGCCGACUAGCAAACCUGAUCGAUUAUAAACUGAGGGUUCUCACGCAAGACGGCCGAGUUUAUAUUGGGCAAUUGAUGGCGUUUGAUAAACACAUGAAUUUGGUAUUGAACGAGUGUAUAGAGGAACGAGUACCCAAAACUCAGCUGGAUAAGUUAAGACCAAAAAAAGAUUCCAAAAAUGGGACGUCUUUGAAUAUCAAAGUAGAAAAAAGGGUGCUGGGUCUGACCAUCUUAAGAGGAGAACAAAUUCUAUCGACGCUAGUGGAGGACAAGCCAUUAAUGUCCAAAAAGGAAAGAGUGGUGAGGGAUAAAAAGGAAAAGAAACAAGCGUUAAAGCAGACCAAACAAAGAAAAGAUAAGGAGAAGAAGCCAGGAAAGAUCGUCAAACCGAAUGCAGCCAAUGUAAAAUAUGGUAAUAACAUUGAUAGAGAGACUGCACAACCAUCGUCGAGCAGGUACAGCAGUAGCGGCGAUAACAAGGGCCCAAACAGGUCGAGGUUUAACAGUGAAGCGCCUCCCCAAACAAGGAAGUUCCAACCUCCACCGGGCUUCAAAAGAAGAUGA